Messenger RNA from Alexandromys fortis (reed vole), 6347 nucleotides. RefSeq names its product phosphatidylinositol transfer protein cytoplasmic 1 (gene Pitpnc1). The coding region runs from base 841 to 1839 and encodes 332 amino acids. Gene Ontology annotation, biological process: phospholipid transport. The transcript is spliced from 9 exons. Gene Ontology annotation, molecular function: phosphatidylinositol transfer activity; phosphatidylinositol binding. Gene Ontology annotation, cellular component: cytoplasm. Lineage: Eukaryota; Metazoa; Chordata; Mammalia; Rodentia; Cricetidae. The record is from RefSeq and is a predicted model, not a curated record.
UCCUCCCGCACCCACCUCCCGGCCCCAGGCACACUGCAGCUCGGCGCGGUCUCUCCAGACGCGGCGAGGUAGCUGCAAACUCACGGGCACGCACGGCGCUCUCAGAGCCGAGGGACUCGGGGGAGGGGACGCGCGCAAGGCGCUGGCAGCCACCCUCCGAGCUUGGAGACACCCGGGGCCCAGAACAGGGGAGAGCCCUGGCGACUGCGGCUUCCCUUUUCUCUCCCAGCUGAGCUCUGGAGAGACUCGGGGACUGGCCCUAAAAAAGAGCAGGAAAUCUUGUUUACCGCCCGGGGAGAGGAGACCAGCGAGCCUUUGUUUGGAAAGUCAGCGUCGCCGGCUCCUGAGGCAAUGUGUUCCUGGUGACAUUAGCCCAGGGUAGACGGGUCGAAGGAAAAGGGGGCUCGCAAGGUUCAGCUUUGCUUUCGGACGAGGAUCGAGAGGGUGACUUUUGUGCAUUUGUUUGAAUUUGUGGAAAUCUUUUUUCCCCUCCCUCUUGCCUCUCUUGCCCGCUGCCGGGCAUGUCCUGAUCUGGUGGCCGCGCCUACCAGCCCGGGGCUACCGAUUCGAGCUGUCUCCCGCGGGUCUCUCUCCCCUCAAUCCCUGACUUUGCAAUACCGGGAGGGCUGAUCUCCGUGAGGAAGGAGGCGGGGGAGUCACAGACACCGGGACUCGAAGCUUGACAUGUUCCAGGGCGGACCGGAGGCAGCCAGGAGCUGAGCGCACCGCCGGGGCUGCUUCGCUCACCGGCUCCCAGUGCCCUUGCCUUCCGUUGGGCGCCAACCUUGUUCAUCUGUUGGGACGCCCCCUUCUUCCCCGCGGUCCGCGGCCGGCAGGACCAUGCUGCUGAAGGAGUACCGAAUCUGCAUGCCGCUCACCGUGGACGAGUAUAAAAUCGGACAGCUGUAUAUGAUCAGCAAGCACAGUCACGAGCAGAGCGACCGGGGCGAAGGAGUGGAGGUCGUGCAGAACGAGCCCUUUGAGGACCCUCACCACGGCAAUGGGCAGUUCACCGAGAAGCGAGUGUAUCUCAACAGCAAACUGCCUAGCUGGGCUAGAGCUGUUGUUCCCAAAAUAUUUUAUGUGACUGAGAAGGCUUGGAAUUAUUACCCCUAUACAAUCACAGAAUACACAUGCUCCUUCCUACCGAAAUUCUCCAUCCACAUAGAAACCAAGUACGAAGAUAACAAAGGCAGCAACGACAGCAUUUUUGACAGUGAAGCCAAAGACCUGGAAAGGGAAGUGUGCUUUAUCGAUAUCGCCUGUGACGAAAUUCCAGAGCGCUACUACAAAGAGUCUGAGGAUCCUAAACACUUCAAGUCUGAGAAGACAGGCCGGGGGCAGCUGAGAGAAGGCUGGCGGGAUAGCCAUCAACCCAUCAUGUGCUCCUACAAGCUGGUGACCGUCAAGUUCGAGGUGUGGGGCCUUCAGACCCGAGUGGAGCAAUUUGUACACAAGGUGGUCCGAGACAUCCUGCUGAUUGGACACAGACAGGCCUUUGCGUGGGUCGAUGAGUGGUACGACAUGACAAUGGACGAAGUGCGAGAAUUCGAACGAGCCACUCAGGAAGCCACCAACAAGAAAAUCGGCGUUUUCCCACCCGCCAUUUCGAUCUCCAGCAUCGCACUGCUGCCUUCCUCAGUGCGCAGCGCCCCGUCCAGCGCCCCGUCCACCCCUCUUUCCACAGAUGCGCCAGAAUUCCUGUCCAUUCCCAAAGACCGGCCCCGGAAAAAAUCUGCUCCAGAGACACUCACACUUCCGGAUCCCGAGAAAAAAACCACCCUGAAUUUACCUGGUGUCCACUCUUCUGAAAAGCCAUGUCGGCCCAAGUCAGAGUAACUUCAUGUGAACAUCCCAUUGGGUUUUGUAUUUUCAUUUGAGGCUUUUUUUUUUUUUUUUUAAGAAUUCUCUGAUAGAGGAAAGGACUGCCUCGUCACUCAGAUAUGUCCUUUGAUCUCAGAGUGUGCAUGUGGUUAAAUAUUUUAACAGAUAGCAAGAACCCCUACGUGUGCCACACAGCAUCAUAGUGAACAUGAGAUGUAAGACUAGGAAAAAUAAAACAGGAGGGUGCUGAGGAGAGAACUUAGCCAGGAAAGGGCUGCAGGAGCUUGCAUGAAGCCCUGCGUUCCAUCCCCGGCGUGAUGAAAUCAAAAACAAUCAAACAAAAACCCCACAGCAUCUAUAGAUUUAUGUGUGGGGGGCCCUGGCGAGUCUGACGUGGGCUUCAAUGGUAACCAGGUGAAUGGAUGGAAAGCCGUGAAGCCGGUUUUGUUGAUUUUUUGUUUUGUUUUGUUUUGUUUUUAUUUUUGUAAGAUGUGGUAAAAUAAUGAAGUCAAUUUCCUCCCAUCAAACAUGAAAUUCUCAACAACAAAAAAGAAAAUACUCUCAGGUGUCACUCGCCUAAUAGAUAAAUUUUGGACUGCUGACCACCAAUACUUGAAUGCCAAUUGUUAUCAAUAUUCCUGUUUUGAUUAGUCUGACUCAGGAUUUGGGGCCUAAUCAACUCCUUAAAUUUUUGAAAAUUUUAAUGACCAAUUUCUAGAGGCUCCAAGUGCAAUUAAACAAUGACUUCUUUAUACCUUUUCAUAGAAUUUAAUAAAGAUCCCAUCUGUUCCCGUCUCUUAGUAAUUUCCCCUUUUGUACCCUGGUGGCCUCUCAAAUUUUUAGACUUGCCUGGAUGACUGUGAUCAUAGCUGAUAUAAUGUGGAAUGAUCUGGAAACUGAGAGCCCCAGGUGAGACAAACACCUCCUCUUCAGGUACCAAUGAAGCUUGACCUUUGACCUGUGAGUGUCCAUCAUCCAUUACAGGCCUCAGAAAUUCCAGUGAACUAAAUAGAAUUCAUUGACAAUCUCCCACAUGAGGAAGUUCAGAGUGGACUAAGUUACCUGGGCUUAACCACUAUCAAAAUGUCCGGUGUCCAAACCUUGCAAAAAAAGAAUCCUCCCGACCCGGUUAAAAGUGCUUAGCAACACCCAGACAUACCUGGAAUGGGAUGCCAAUCACCAGGUUUAGAAAACAUUAUUCUCUUACUCCUUCCUUACAAUCCAAAUAUUGUGGGCUGGGGUGUAGCUCAAUGGUAGAGUUCUUGCCUAGCAUGCAGACGGCCCUGGGCUCCGUCCCCAACCCUGCGUAAAGGAAACAGUGCUGUUGGCAAUGUCUGGGGGAGCCAGUAAACACAGUCACCUGGGGACCUUGUCUCCAUGAUUGGAAUCACCGAGUCCUAUUCGUACAGAGGUGUGGUCAUAAAUGCCCCCUUUGUCCUGAUCUCAUUGCUGAGAGACGUUGAAAUGGACGUCAGAGUCCAGGCCAACAGCUGGCAAGGUCAUUCGUCAAAAUGGCAGGGAGGAACCUGUCACUGUUGCCCCUCACUGUCUUUAAAUCCAUGGGGAAGGCAAGCAGAAUGUCAGCAAUGAGCAAGAGGUCGCUGGGGAGCUCCAGAGCCCAUGUCCUAGCUGUCCUUUCUGACUGUGGCCUCCAACCUCAGGCAAGGAAAUGACCCCCAACACAGAUCCCAAAGGAAAGAAAACAGACCUAGGAGUGUAUUCUCCUUCCCUGCCCGCUCCCAGCCAAAGGACCCUGCCCGCACCCUGUCUUGAGUGCUCUGCACUCCAGUGUCUCUCACAGGCGCUGGCCCCUUGAGCCCAGCACCGGAGUGCUGAGUAUGCCUAGAUCAUUUAUCAGUAGAUGGAUGUUGCGCCCAGUACUCAAAGGAAAACUGCAAAUAGCUCUGCGCACCAGUUCAUCUUUCCCUUAAGGGGGCCGUGCCGUAGUAGGGUGCCCGAGAAGCAUGACUCUCGCUUGUGGGAAGUCGCCAUCUUCCCUCGAACCCUUUGGACUGCUCAGCGGCUCCCUCUCCAAGCGGCUGUACUCAGUGAGAAUGUCUGGCUUUAAAAAGCAAAAUUCUCCCUUUGAGAAGACACAGAGUCUAUAUAUCUGCUCCCCGUUUGCAAGCUGAAACCCGGCUGGGGUGGGCUCAUUGGUUUUCGUGUGGUACAAAUUGGUUUCGUGUCAGUACCAUGCCACGUUCCCUUUUCUAUGCCAGCUUUUGUUGUCAAGGUCAGCAGUCUGUUUCACUUUGAAAAGCCACUUUCUGAUUCCCUUUCUGUGGGUUUUCUUUCCUUUAUAGUCAGCCCAACACCUUUGACACCAAUUGCGGCGCUAACCUCUGAUAGUGUAAUUCUUAACCAGCACGCGUGUGUUCAGCUUUUCUGCCUACGUGUGGUUUGCCUGUGCCACAACUAAGGAAGGGGUGGGAGUCUGGAUAUUUCGUUAGCUGCUUGGAAUAUGUAAUCCCGUCAUCACAAAGCAUACCUGACUUCGAUAUUUUCUGAAUCUUGAUUUUUCCAAGUAUCUCUUCGCUCUGUCCUGACCUGAGUCCGCUCCUGUGGGAUAGAAGCCCGCGAUGAAUGUGUACAUAGGACAUGAAUAACUCUUGUGAGGAUGGAAACAAAAUGGCUGCAUGAUGGAAAUUUGGGAAGACAAAAAAAAAUAUAGCAGAAACUUGAAUUUACUAAGCAUGUUUGAGGGGGAAAUAGAGUCCUUAACUCAGUGCCUCUGUCUGCCAUGUGAAAACCUCCAACUUUGUUCACCAAAACUGUAUUAUACCUGUACAUAUAUAUAUAUACAUAGACAAAAAUGCAGGAUAGUGAGUCCCGCACCACAGUUCUAAGUCUCCGGUAGCCAAACUGAAGGAAGUAACCCAUAGGAUAAUACCUGUGUUUACCCCCUCUUCAUCGCCGAUGUUGGUGGAUGCUACUGAAAUGGCCAUACAUGUCUUUACUCCAGGUGGCUUUCGGAUAGGCAAUACCCCUGAGCUCUAGGCGUGGUACAGCACUGUCGCUUUGUCCAGGCUUUUCCUGGCUCAAGGAGGCUUUGCGGUGUCUUAUUGCAUAAGGUCUGUCUGAAGCUGCCUCGGACGAGCAUUUCCUCUCGAGCUGCAGUUAGAGAACGCAAAAGAACUGAGAGAGAGAGAGGAGAGGCUGCGACAUUGUCGGUUGCCACUUUGUUGCUGGGUCUGUUUGUAAAGUCCUCGCAUCGAUGUGGGGAAUUGUUUUAAUUUAUUUACAGGUGCGCGUCAGCGUGUUCUAGGGGGUGGAAAUAAGUUAGCUCAACUGUGGGUGAAUGGACGCAAACACAUAAUGAACACACACACACACAAGCAACGGCUGUCAGAAUGGCUCAGAGGGCCGGAAGCACUUGCCACCAAGCCUGACAACCUGAGUUCAAUCCCCAGGUUGCACAUGAAAGAAAACUAAUUCUCUUAAGUUGUCCUCUAACCGUCACAUUCAGUGGUGUGUACACACACAUACACACACAGAUAUAAUUUAGUACUCAUGUCGCUUAUUUUCACAGCCUGUCAUAAACUGUAAACUAAGAGACAUCUUGAUAAAAACCCAUUUGAGUGAAAUUUCUAGGCUCAGGUGUUUCUGAGUGCUUUGAAAUCCCACCUCCUUCAGUAUCUCUGCGCUGCUCAGAGGUGACAGACCCCAGGCUGCCAGCUGGUUUAGGUCGAUAGGAAUUUCCUUUAUGAAAAAGGCCGGCAUAGGGUUGACUAUCCUUUCCAUCUGAGCAGUUCAUCCCAGGGAGAAUAGCUCCAUGGGUUUCCAUCCGUUCCCCAUGCUUUGUCGGUCACCCGACUAGGUGGCUAGAUGACAGUAGGCCGUCUGAGCCAUAGUUGCAAAGAUGACAGAAUCCUGGCCUGGGCUAUAAAUUGACAUAAAUAAAUACAUUAAGCUCUUCAUCCUUGGUGAGACACCGUCACGUGGUGUUGACACACAGACGCAAGACAGCUUGGGUUCUUCUGUGCGCCACCUCCAAAGCGGUCCGUGUCUGCUGUCUAACUGCUCAAGCUUUUCGGGACGUCAUGCCGUGAAAGGAUGAAUUCGUGGAGGGUGUUAGAGACAGUACCCCUUAACUGCAACUCCGUGAAGUUAUGCUCACCAUAAGCCUCCCCUCCUUCUGAUUUUUCAAGUUGAAGUGGUGUUUGUAGAAUUUCAAGUCUCCCUUUAGGUUUCUCUGUGCCCCCCAAAGAAAGAGGAGGUUCUCUUGAGUUGGCGUUAUCCAUGUUCCGUGUAUGUGUCCUUUCCAGUGUAAAACAGUGUUUACAUUUUCGAGCUGAGAUCUUGAUUGGCUGACUUACUCUAUAAAAUACCACUGCCACCGCUGAAGGACCAAGUGUUGGAACACAGAGAGUUGCCAGCAAGGCGAGCGGAAGGGACGCGCGUCCGUCUGUGUCAUUCUAUGGCUGUACUGUCGUCUGUGCCCGCCCCCGUUAUUUAUUAUUGUUGAUAUCUUACUUUUUCUUACAUUCUGUUGUAAAUAAAGUACAAAGCAAUCUUCUUCCCAA